Mesorhabditis spiculigera is the source of this 1008-nucleotide messenger RNA. The record is from the annotation of a GenBank genome assembly. Lineage: Eukaryota; Metazoa; Nematoda; Chromadorea; Rhabditida; Rhabditidae.
AUGAUACCACGAGGGCUGAUCGUGUUGCUGGCAUUCCUAGGCCCCGUAGCUAGUCAAGACUGCGAUAUUCGUGAUCCCUCGUGCCGAGAUCGCCUUUCCCGCAAAGGAGGCGCACUGCGGCGAAAAGUAAACUCCAACUGCAACUAUCAGGACAUUUGGUUGGUCCCGGGGCGCGCAGACGCCUCUUGCACACGACCGGGGGCCCAUCGGAUCAUCGAUAUCCAGUCAUCAAAUGUUCAUAUAAAGCCGGACGUCGUCAAAUUCCCCGGGUGCUUUACCCUCGAGAUCCGGAACUUGAAAAUCCACGACCGCGCCGAAGCGCUCGGCAACUCCUUCUUCGCGAAGGCCGAAUUCCAGUGGUGGAACGUGAAAGAUUUCUCAAACUUGAAAUGUCAGAAUUCAUCUAGUGACGGGUGCGGUGGAUACGGGAAUAAUUGUUACUACUGUGACAUCUGCGAGUCCCUGACGGAUAUCGAAGAGGGGCGAACCAGACCCGACUCAUUCCAAUCGCAGCUAAAGGGCAUCAAUUGCCCGCAGCAUCCCGGAUUUUACACUUUCCGUAAGGAAUUCUGCUUCAACGAUUGGUCGGCCUUCGACGCGGAUGGCGACUGCGAAAUGGACUUUUUGAAUGGGGAUCGCGGCGACUAUAAAGGGGCGCUUUCAUCACUACAGCAAGUUGGAUAUGGCUCGGUUAUCGCAAAAAUACGCCUCGCUUUCAACGCCACGGGAGCCAUUGCUAAAAAGAGAGAGCAGAAAGAAGAGCAAAUCCAGCAGACGGUACUGCGCGAGUUGGAGGAAAGGAGAAGGACCUGGGAUGUCAACAAUGGUCAAUUUGACAAGUUCAGCCAGUGGUAUAUUGAAUAUAGGAAGAAUAUAUGGCACAAAGAAGAUUAUCUACCGUGGCUGAUCUACGAGAAUGAGAUGUCAUGUCUGAAGCUGACCUUCGACGUCUGCGAGCGGCCACCCCGGCGUAUCUCAUUCGGCGAUAGAGCCCGCUACACAUGCAAU